Messenger RNA from Macadamia integrifolia, 1515 nucleotides. RefSeq names its product transcription factor MYB44-like. The record is from RefSeq and is a predicted model, not a curated record. Gene Ontology annotation, cellular component: nucleus. The transcript has a single exon. Gene Ontology annotation, molecular function: RNA polymerase II cis-regulatory region sequence-specific DNA binding; DNA-binding transcription factor activity, RNA polymerase II-specific. Lineage: Eukaryota; Viridiplantae; Streptophyta; Magnoliopsida; Proteales; Proteaceae. The coding region runs from base 121 to 1113 and encodes 330 amino acids. Gene Ontology annotation, biological process: regulation of DNA-templated transcription.
CUUCUCUUCCUUAACGCCCAAAGGGUUGAGGUUCCCUCUCUUCCUCUUCCUCUUCCUCUUCUAAUCCUUUCCACUACUUCCAUUCUCCUCUGAUACUUUUCAGGGCUAGGGUUUCGAGCGAUGGCUUCCACAAGGAAAGAUUUGGAUCGGAUCAAAGGGCCAUGGAGCCCAGAAGAAGAUGACUCGUUGCAGAAACUUGUCGAGAAGCACGGACCUAGGAACUGGUCUCUUAUAAGUAAAUCCAUACCUGGGAGAUCCGGCAAGUCUUGCCGGCUCCGUUGGUGUAACCAGCUUUCCCCCCAGGUGGAGCAUCGAGCUUUCAGUCCUGAAGAGGAUGAAACGAUCAUCCGGGCGCAUGCUAAGUUCGGGAACAAAUGGGCGACGAUCGCUCGUCUCUUGUCUGGUCGCACAGACAACGCGAUCAAGAACCAUUGGAAUUCGACCCUCAAGCGUAAAUGCUCGUCAAUGAUGGAAGACGGCAGUGUUGAUGGUCAUGCACAUCAGCCUCUGAAGAGAUCGUCUAGUGCGGGAGCCGCAAUCCCACCCGUCUCGUCACUCUAUCUCAGCAGCCCAGGCAGCCCCUCUGGAUCCGACGUAAGCGAUUCUAGUCUCCCCGUAAUGUCUUCGUCUCAUGUGUACCGGCCUGUGGCGAGAACAGGAGGGAUCUUGCCUCCAUCUCAGCAGCAGCUUGAAACAUCGUCUUCGACAAAUGACCCACCGACCUCGCUUAGUCUCUCCCUACCUGGAGCAGAUUCCUGCGAGGUUUCUAAUCAUGUGUCUGGUGGGUCAAGCCAUUCACCAAUCACACCAAACCCUAGCCACCUUCCUACUCCCCUGACCCUUCCUACUGCCGUUCCGUUGCAGCAGUUUCCGUCACCCCAGCUUGAUAAUCAACAAUAUAGACAGUACAACGGGUUCGGAUCGUCAGAUAUGUCUCCUGCGGAGAAACCAUUUAUUCCUUUCAGUACUGAGUUCCUUUCUGUGAUGCAAGAGAUGAUCAAAAAGGAAGUCAGGAAUUACAUGUCCGGGCUUGAGCAGAACGGGCUAUGUUUGCAGGCUGAUGGGAUUAGGAACGCUGCUGUGAAGCGUAUUGGCCUCAGCAAGAUCGAGUAGAGUUGAGCUGAUUUUCAUAGAGGAAGAAGAAGAGUUGAAUGAUGAUAGAUAGAAGUAGAGGACGAGAGGAACACAGGAAAAAAAAAAAAAAUCUUGUUUUUUUUGUUUUUUUAAGUUUCCUUGUCCUCUUUUCUAUACCAAAAAAAAAAAAAGUUAUCAUCGUGUACAGAAAAAACAGAGGUCAAAGAUGGUGAAUCUGGAAACCAGAAAGAAGAAAAGUUCUUCCAGGAACAGAAACAAAAAGAAAAAUUAAACCUAUCCUCUUCUGAGAAGAUCAUUCACCAGACAUAGAUGCAGAAACAGAAAGAAGAAAAAUCCUCCAUCCAAGUUACCCUCUUCAGUUUUCUUUCAUUUUUGUUUCCCAUUUUAAAAAUUUAUAGUUUACCGUAAAUUUUAGUUUCA